UGUGUGUGUGUGUGUGUGUGUGUGUGUGUGUGUGUUUGCGUGUGUGUCCAGAAAAAAACUAAACUGACAUAUUGAGGAAGUUGCUUAGAAACAGGAAACCAAGAACUGCAAUUUAUGAAACAGGAGAAUUUGAGUAACGGGGGGUAGAAACACACGGAACAAACACCUCGAAGAAAACUAUAAACGUCUUCAUUUAAAACCAUCAUCACAUCAUGGAAGCUCAAAGAUUUUUCCAUCUUCUCCUCAUAUUGACUUGGAUAUUUGUCUUCUCUUCUGUUUGCUCAGGAAUGCAUGCACCAAAAUUGUCCCUGGAGUCCACUGUGUUCGUGGCCGUUGAGGGUGAAAACCUCACGAUUGACUGUAACAUCUCCAAACCACCAAACAAACCUAAAGACACGAUGAAAUGCUUCGAUCCUCUUCAGAACCAGAUAUUCGUCUGUGACCUCAAUGCGACGUCUGACAACAUUACAAUGUUUAAACUCAAACUGCAGCUGAAGAUGAACAGGUCCGGAGAAUACCACUGCGUCUAUCAAAGUGCCAUAGUGUACUGGUUUCUCAGAGUGAGAGCUAAUGGCUACGAGAGGCCCCCGAUGUUGAGUUACACAGAAGUCUGUGUGGCCGUCUUCACUGGUGUGCUGCUGGUUUUCAGCGUGGUCGGCUCCAUCUAUGUCUUCAGAGGACAUUGGAAAGAGCCGAUUACUAAAAGUGACAAAACCAGCGGGAAGCAAAGGCAGAACAGAGGAGAAACGGAGACGAGAGAGACGGAGGAAGACGUAGAUAAAAAAACAGCUCCACCUACAUAUGCUAGUCUGCAGGCUCGGCCCAGGUCCAUUUAUGAUGUGCUCGACCUCUCAGCUGCCAACCAGGAGCCCGAUCAAAGGGAAACUAAACCCAACAAGAACAAACACACAGAAAAAACGGAGCAAACCACACAACCCCAGGCUGACGGCGUAUUCGAGUCUGUCUAUGAGAACUUUUGAUUCAUGAAUAAACUUGAGUGAGAGAUUUUGAGAGAGCAAAACUAUUUAGAUUAUUUUAAAGUACAAGUAAAAAACAAAUUUGAGUAAAUAUUCUGUUUCAUGUAUGUUUAAAGUGAAGACACAAAAGUGUUGUCACUAUGCUUGCAAAAUGGCCUCUAUCAGUGAUACAUUACAAUGUUAUUCUGUUGAAUUGAUUAUUAUUAUUAUUAUUAUAAGAAGCUUUUAAAUAUUGCAGCUUGUUGCAGUUGAGCUAUUUCGACCUAUUGUAUUUACGUUUCGGGGUUUAAUUAAUAGAUAGAUUUUCUUCAUUUCAUAAUUUUGUCCAGGUCAGUAUCUUACAGAAAUAAAGAAAACACCACAAUACAAAAACCGAUUCGAAAGAGACCUAUUGAGAUCUGGAUUCUAAAAUGUAAUAUAUGACAAUACAUUAGAGCUUUUUAAAACCUGAGUCCAUAAAAGAAACCAGUAAAUAUAGCGUUUAAAUACAUUUACUGGAAUAAAAUAAAAUAAUGUAGUAUUUUUCUCUGCAAUUUGGGCUGUAAGUGUAAAGUUAUAUAUGUAUCAUUGACUAAAUAAAUGUCUCCAUGUCUUA
Hippoglossus stenolepis (Pacific halibut) is the source of this 1572-nucleotide messenger RNA. RefSeq lists its product as uncharacterized. Gene Ontology annotation, biological process: regulation of B cell differentiation; positive regulation of B cell receptor signaling pathway; B cell receptor signaling pathway. Lineage: Eukaryota; Metazoa; Chordata; Actinopteri; Pleuronectiformes; Pleuronectidae. The transcript has 6 exons. Gene Ontology annotation, molecular function: transmembrane signaling receptor activity. The record is from RefSeq and is a predicted model, not a curated record. Gene Ontology annotation, cellular component: membrane raft. The coding region runs from base 213 to 980 and encodes 255 amino acids.